Lycium ferocissimum is the source of this 1140-nucleotide messenger RNA. RefSeq lists its product as uncharacterized. Bases 94 to 1140 code for a protein of 348 amino acids. The transcript has 2 exons. NCBI's taxonomy places the organism in Eukaryota, Viridiplantae, Streptophyta, Magnoliopsida, Solanales, Solanaceae. The record is from RefSeq and is a predicted model, not a curated record.
UACACAUAUUCAUUCUACUUUAAGAGAUCCCAAUUUUAACAGAAUAACACCUUACAUUCUUUAACUCUCCAUAGAAAAAAAAAAAAGAAAUCCAUGAAAAUGGCGGGCAGUUUCUUCAACUUUCAGAUUCAUAAUCCAAUCAGGGGUAGAAGGGUCAGAGCUCUACGACUGAAUGAUAUUAUCCCUAUCUUUGUCAUUGUCUUGUUCCUCUAUCUGUGGAUGUUCUCAACUAUUGUGAGAAUGGUGAUAAAUGGAAGAACAUUUCCCCCAGACAACCUUGAUCAAUAUCUGAAUGACACCCAUUUUGAUCUUUCAUUUCUCAAAUCAUUACCAGCAAAAACAAAGCAAUCACUGUCAAAAUCAAACUUGAAGCUCAACAAUAGAGUAACACACAUGCCCAAAUCUCUCAACCAAACUCAACUCCAUCUAGUCUCUUUAUCAUCAUCAACACCACCGCCGCCAACGCCACUAACACAACACCAAAUCCAAGAACAACAACUAAGCAACAUCGUGGCAGCAUUAAUCGGAGCAGGUGAUUUCGCGGGUUGGGCUAAUUUGUUAUCCUCAUCAGACUUAUCAUCACUCCCACUAACCGCAACUUUCUUCAUACCUGGAAACAAUGCCAUGUCAAAUCUUGAAACACAAAACUUAGACCCUUUCCUAAUUGCUUAUCAUAUAAUCCCACAACGCCUUCUUUUCUCUGAUUUACAACAGUUUAAACCAAACACUCGUAUACCAACUCUGUUACCUUCAAAAUUCAUUGUUGUGACUAACAAUUCUGUGUCCAAUUUUACUAUUGAUGGGUCACACAUUACGUAUCCAGAUGUGUAUGUGAAUUCUGAUUUUACAGUUCAUGGGGUUGAUAAAGUUCUUGAAUACUCAGUUUAUGGUGCUGAUCCUUUGUUUACAAGUCCACCAAUGAACUAUACUGUGCCUAAUAGUGAUGCUGAUACUGAUGAUGUUGCUGCUAGUCCACCAUUAAAGCAGCCAAAACCAGUGUUACCGUCGCUUUUUCCUGCUGGAAGGGGAUUUAAUGAUGGAUGGAAGAGUUCUGAUUCGACAAGUUCUUCAUUGGCUAUUGAGAAGUUUAUGAUGAUAAUAAUCUUUGUGUUUUUGAUUGUUAUAUUUUUGCUGCAGUGA